CUUUUUCAUCUGACGUUCUGAAUAUAAAUUAGCAUCAAUCAGAUCAACGAGUAUCUUCCCCAAAGUAACUAGCUCCUUUCACAGAGCAGACAUGGAUUUAUUUUUGAUUGCCGUUACAGUAACUUGCUCAUUGCUUGUUUUCUUCUUUCUUCGCAAACAAUUUUUCACAGAUAAAUCAGAGCGUAGAAUUAGAACAGUACCUGAAGCUGGCGGAGCAUGGCCUAUUAUCGGCCAUCUCCACUUCCUCCGUGGAUCGAAAACUGAUCAAUUGCCUCACAGAACCUUAAGCCGCAUGGCAGAUAAGUACGGAUCGAUUUUCGGAAUGAAGCUUGGAGUUCAUCAGGUUGUAGUUGUGAGCGAUCCCAAAUUAGCCAAAGAGUGCUUCACAACAAACGAUUUAGCCCUAGCCGGCCGGCCUAAAUCAAUGGGUUCAGAAAUCAUGGGCUACAAACACGCCAUGUUUGGACUUUGUUCUUAUGGUCCUUACUGGCGAGAAACAAGGAAGAUUGCCACUGUUGAACUUCUCUCCAAUCGGCGAAUCGAGAUGCUCAAACACAUCAGAGAAUUUGAGGUAAAAUCAGGUAUUAAAGAGAUUUAUAAUAAUUGGGCGGCGAAGAAUAAUUUAAAUGGUGUUGUGAAGAUGGAGAUGAAGGAAUGGUUUGGGGAUAUAGUUAUGAACACUAUGGGGAAAAUGUUAUUCGGAAAAGGGCGAAGGAGUAAUGAGGACGAAGGAAUAAAUAAUGCUCACAAAGCAAUUCGAAGAUUUUUCGAAUUAUUAGGAGCAUUUGUUGUGGCUGAUUUUUUACCUUAUUUAAGAUGGCUGGAUAUAGGAGGCCAUGAGAAAGCAAUGAAGAAGGUUUCUAGAGAAAUGGACUCUGUUGUUGAAGAAUGGUUAGCAGAGCACAAAACGAAGAGAGAAAUUAUAAAAUCUGGUGAAGCAGAAGAAGAUUUCAUGGAUGUCAUGCUUUCCAUUUGUGAAAACAGAGGUCUGCCUGAAUUUGAUGCCGACACUGCUAUCAAAGCCACAUGCAUGGGUGUACUAGCGGCAGGUACAGACACCACGAUCGUAACUUCAACAUGGACUUUAUCUUUGCUCCUAAACAACUAUGAAUCACUAAAAAAGGCCCAAGAUGAGCUAGAUGCUCACGUUGGCAAGAAUAGAUGGGUCCAAGAAUCGGACAUCAAGAACUUGGUUUAUCUUCAAGCUAUUGUCAAAGAAGCAUUACGUUUAUAUCCGGCUGCACCGCUCGCAGUACCACACGAGUCGAUGGAGGAUUGUACCAUCAGUGGCUAUGAUAUACCAAAAGGUACUCGCUUAUUAGUGAACAUAUGGAAGAUUCAUCACGAUCCUAAUAUAUGGCCAAAUCCUCACGAGUUUAAACCAGAGAGGUUCUUGACGACCCAUAAGGAUGUGGAUGUAAAGGGCAAUCACUUUGAGUUGAUACCAUUUGGUAGUGGAAGAAGAAUGUGCCCUGGAAUUUCUUUGACCCUUCAAGUGGUGCCCUUUGUAAUAGCAGUGUUGCUGCAGGGGUUUAACAUCAAGAGACCUUCAGAUGAACCAAUUGAUAUGAGUGAGAUCUUUGGAUUGACAGUGCUCAAAGCUUCUCCGCUUGAGGUUCUCCUUGCUCCUCGCUUGGCUCCCGUUCUUUAUGAAUGAAAUAAUGCUGGAAAAAAUUGUGGAUCAUGCCACUG
This is a messenger RNA of Solanum tuberosum (potato), 1692 nucleotides long. Its product is annotated as cytochrome P450 CYP82D47-like. Gene Ontology annotation, molecular function: iron ion binding; heme binding; oxidoreductase activity, acting on paired donors, with incorporation or reduction of molecular oxygen. The record is from RefSeq and is a predicted model, not a curated record. The transcript is spliced from 2 exons. The coding region runs from base 92 to 1657 and encodes 521 amino acids. Lineage: Eukaryota; Viridiplantae; Streptophyta; Magnoliopsida; Solanales; Solanaceae.